This is a messenger RNA of Xyrauchen texanus (razorback sucker), 1657 nucleotides long. Its product is annotated as apoptosis-enhancing nuclease-like. Lineage: Eukaryota; Metazoa; Chordata; Actinopteri; Cypriniformes; Catostomidae. The record is from RefSeq and is a predicted model, not a curated record. The transcript is spliced from 4 exons. Gene Ontology annotation, molecular function: nucleic acid binding; exonuclease activity. Gene Ontology annotation, cellular component: nucleus. Bases 89 to 1138 code for a protein of 349 amino acids.
CAAAUUAUGGGAUUUGUGUCCGUCUCGGCUUGAUAUCACAGCCUGUGCUGCUCGCCGGGUCCACGUGUACACAGAGAUGUAAAGAAAGAUGACAAUGUCUACUUCAACCUGGAAACACCUCACCAGCCAUAGUGUGGACCAGAAUAUAUUUCUGGCCCCAAAUAAACAAACAACAACUAUUUUUCAUCAAACUAAUGGACGCAGAAUGAGGGAAAAGAUCAAAAUGAAAGAUUACACCAUGGAAUUCCAUGAAAUGUCAUGUGACCAGAGAAGAGGAAAGAAGAGAAAGUCAAACAAGCUUUUGGAAAACAGGACAGAAUUUAUUAAACCUAGUAAUGAUACAUUAGAACAGACAAGUCAUGUGCAAAUCAAAAGGCAAAAAGUAACCCCAGAGGCAUGGACAAGUGAAGCUGAGCCUGCAUUAUUGGUCAGUGACAGCUGGGAGGUGGACAGUGGCUUUUCAUCUGAGACCAGUUCUCCCACUAGUGGCAGGAGUUCUCCGUGUGUUGGAAUCAACCACUCGAAGCUAGUAGCUCUGGACUGUGAAAUGGUUGGCACUGGACAUGGCGGCCAGUGUAGUGAAGUGGCACGCUGUAGCAUUGUAAAUUAUUAUGGUGGUGUCAUUUAUGAUAAAUAUAUCUUACCUCAGCAGUUGAUUACAGACUACCGCACAAGAUGGAGUGGCAUUAGGAAACAUCAUUUAGGACAAGCAGUGCCCUUUGAGGAUGCUCAGAACGAGAUUAUCGACAUACUCAAAGGGAAGGUUAUUAUUGGUCAUGCAUUAAAUAAUGACUUCUUAGUUCUGGACCUCUCUGUCCCUGAACACAUGGUCAGGGAUACCUGCACCUGUAGCUGGCUACGAGAGUUGUACUUCGCUUCUGAUCGGUGCAACAUCUCUUUGAAGAAACUAGCUUGGAAACUACUCAAUAGGACCAUACAGGUUGGCAGGUUGGGUCACUGCUCUGUACAAGAUGCUUGUGCUGCCCUGGACCUGUACAAGCUGGUGGAGGACCAGUGGGAAAAGGACUUCCUUGCACGAGAAUCAAACACUGACAAUACCUCAGACCCCAACAUCUCCUUGGAGCACUACAUGCAGGACCAGUAUUGGCCAGAAAGUAUGAUGGAUUGCAGCCCAUAAAACCAAGAACUAGGCGCAUGAUGCAGUCAACCUCAAGGAUAGUAAAUGUCUAAUGUUUCAUGUUAUUUAAACCUAAUGUUCUGUUUAAUAUAUUAUUUAAACAGAAAAAUUGACACUUAACAUGUUAACAUUCAUUAAGGCCAAAUUACUUUGUAUUUACUCUGGAAUACAGGGUAAAUUCUGCUCCAGAGAUUUCAGUUGUAGAACUGAAAUGUUGCACAUGAUUGGCUUAUUUGAAGUACUGUUCUGUGAUUGUGUUCAUGAUACAAAUAACUUGUUGAUAAUGUUAAUUCAUGGAUUUUAAAAUGAACAGUUAUAAAUAAUACAGCUUAAGAAUUAUUGUCUUAUUAGCUUUAAGUUGAAUAUACACGGAGACAGAAUUUAAGGGAAUAACUCCAUUGUGAGAUUUCUUUUUUAUGAUCAAAGAUACCGAGGUAUAAUUUUGAUUUCAAUGACACAUUUUGCAUCUUUUUGGCAAGUUACAUAUAAUGCCACCAACUACUUGCAUUGUACUGAAAA